Molecule: messenger RNA, 510 nt
Organism: Aspergillus novofumigatus IBT 16806
Lineage: Eukaryota; Fungi; Ascomycota; Eurotiomycetes; Eurotiales; Aspergillaceae
Exons: 2
Coding region: 1-294 (97 amino acids)
Source: RefSeq, a predicted model, not a curated record
AUGGUCAAGACCGCCCUUCUCCCUCUCACUCUUCUCGCUGCACUGGCUCCCUUUGCCGCCGCAAGGAACUGCAAGACUGGGCUGAACUACUGUGGUUGGAACCUCUUGAACAUUGGCAACUACGGGGCCCAGGUCAAUGGCGCCCUCGAGGUUGCCGGCCAGCCCACUGACGACGGCCAUAUCCGUGAAUCCCUCUUUCACUGCAAUGGUGGCGACAAUGGUGAUAUCUCCUUCAUCACCUACUGCGGUGGUGGCUGCAGGGAUGGCGGCAAUGACCGCAGCGACUACUGCUAGAGAGUUGGCUUCUGCAUUGGUACCUUGACUCCUGACUGAAGGUGUGAUAUGGAUGCGGACAUUGUACUUUGAUCGAUCCUUUUGGUCGUAUUAUACAACAGUAUAGUGGAAGUCUUAGUUUUUAAAGAGAUAUUGAAAUUUGGAAGAUUGAGUUGGGUAGCUUCAUGUCAAAGAUAAAACUUACCAUGAUAGGAAUGUGAUAUUUAUAUCAGGAUC